Molecule: messenger RNA, 3197 nt
Organism: Gorilla gorilla gorilla (western lowland gorilla)
Lineage: Eukaryota; Metazoa; Chordata; Mammalia; Primates; Hominidae
Gene: CALML6
Product: calmodulin like 6
Exons: 5
Coding region: 2626-3096 (156 amino acids)
Cellular component (GO): myosin II complex
Molecular function (GO): calcium ion binding
Source: RefSeq, a predicted model, not a curated record
UUUUAAUUUUUUUAGUAGAAACAGGGUGUAACCAUCUUGGCCAGGCUGGUCUUGAACUCCUGACCUUGUGAUCCACCCACCUUGGCCUUCCAAAGUGCUGGGAUUACAGGCGUGAGCCACCACACCUGGCCCCCGGAGUCGAAUUCUUAAAAACAGAAAGUAGAAUAGUGAUUGCCAUAGGCUGGGGGGGAGGUGGUGGAAGAGGGGAGAUGCUGUUUAAUGGGUGCGGGGGUCCGUUUUGCAAGGUGAAAGGUUCUAGAGAUCUGCUGCAUAACUGGGUACGGCCAUGAACACAACUGCACUUGCACCUGAACGUGGCUGAGGCCGCAUUCUAAUUGUUACAGGGUUUUUCUCUUUUUCUGUUUUCUUUUCUUUUCUUUUUUUUUUUUUUGUUGAGAUGGAGUCUCGCUCUGUUGCCCAGGCUGGAGUGCAGUGGCGCGAUCUCGCCUCACUGCAAGGUCUGCCUCCUGGGUUCACGCCAUUCUCCUGCCUCAGCCUCCGGAGAAGCUGGGACUACAGGCGUCUACCACCACGCCCGGCUAAUUUUUUUGUAUUUUUUUUUAGUACAGUCGGGGUUUCACUGUGUUAGCCAGGAUGGUCUCUAUCUCCUGACCUCAUGAUCUGCCCGCCUCAGCCUCCCAAAGUGCUGGGAUUACAGGCGUGAGCCACCGUGCCCAGCCUCUUUUUCUGUUUUCUUAUGGAGAAUAGGCCUUCGGUGAUCAGAAGAGACACAAGAAGGAAAAUAAAGAUUGGAUGACUCUCAGGUCCUAGAGAUAUGGGGUAUGUCCAAAGGCCACACAGAGGCCGGUCAGCACGAGGAGAGAGGGAUAGAGAGCGAGGACCUGUUCUGCUGCUUGUACUGGGUCCCGGGUAUGGGUAGAAGCCUAGAUGGAGAGGAGAGGGGUUGAUGGUGGUUGUGGCCAUGUUGCCCCUUCCUACGUUUGUCAGGGCCAGGGCGGGGCAGGGGGUGUGCCCUCUGCUUUAAGUUGGGCUCCAGGGGUCACAGCUUUGAGUUUCACUUGUAAGCCCAUCAGGAUGUCUGGAACCUUCAGGGCUGCGCCCCAGGAAUGUCAGAUGCUGGAAGCCUGGGAACGGAGGAGGCAGAGCCUGCUGUCCACUGGCUGUGAGAGUUGUUGGGGUGGGGACUUGUCCAGGGCCACGAGGCCAGUGCAGUUCUCUGUGUCUCUGUACCCAGCUGGCCUGUACCUGGAGACCCUGAGCCAGAACCCAGGAUGGGCCCUGGCCUGGGUGCUGCGGCUCCCUCCAUUCUAUGCCCCUGGGGGAAGGUGCUCAGUGCGUGAAUUGUUCCCUGCCCCAGCCCAGGGGAAAGCUGAGGCCAGGGAGCAGCCAGGAUGAAGGUCAGGGCCUCCCUUGGCCCCACCAGACCCAGGGCCGCUUCCCUCCAGCCCCGGCUCCCGUUUGGCUGGAGGUGCCCUGGGCUGUUGGCCUGCCCUCGUCACCGUCAAUCUUGCAGUCUCAGCAGCUGGCCUGGGUUUCAGCGGGAGGCAUCCUGUAGCUGCAGGUUUUCUGGCAGGCAGAGGGUUGGGCUGGCGGGGGACACUGAGUGCCCCACCUGCUCAGACUCUUCAUGCCAUCAAGGGGCCAGUCGGGGGGCAGGUGUGAGUGUGACCCUGAGAGCCCUGACCUGCCACUGCAAACCUCACAGUCUUGCCUGGGUGGGGCAGGGAGGAGCUGGACCCUGGCUUUGGGAGUCUGGUGGGUAAUUAGACCCAGACAGGGAGGGCUCAGUGCGGGUCUGAGGAGGGAACACACGUGUGCAGGCGUGUGCUCCACGGUGGCAUGUUGAUACUGACCAGCCUGGGCACCAGGCCCCCUCGGGAGCCAGCUUUGCUGUUCUGAGUGGAAGGGAGGUCAGGUUUCCCUGAGAAACCCCAAAAUAGCCCCCAACUGUGCCUGGCUUCCAGCGGGCAGCCCAGCCCCCAGGCCCUGUCUUGCUCCCUUUCCCCCUCCACCCCCAGCCCAUGUCCUGCUGUCUCCUCCCUGAAUGGUGGACCCUCAGCCCCUCCCGUACAAGGUGGUCAAGCGGUGCCGAAUGCAUUUGUUCAUUCGAGCUGUCCUGAGAGUUUGUGACGUGCUGGCACGGGGCCAAUGUUGAGUCCACCAGGAUGGGAGGGUGGCCAGGCUCUGAGCCACUGAGCACCAGCUGGCCAGGAUGGGUCUUCAACAAGAAAUCUCACUGGUAAGUGAUGACAGCAUGGGACCAGGGUCCCAUGAAGACCUGCUGGAGGGCCACACCUCUGGGAAGGUAGUCUUGGAGCUUGGUCCAGUGAAGAGGGAACAGCACGGGGAACAGCGUGUGUGAGGGUCCCGCCAUGUCUCAGCCCUUUCCCGGCCCCUGCACUUAGCCUUCGGUGCCCAUCUUCAGGGUCAGGGGAAGCCCAGGCCAAAGCGGGCCGGGAAGGGGCCCUGUGGAUAAGGCCGAGAGCCUGUCCCAAAAUAGGGCCGGCGGGAUUUCCCACCCAUAAAAGGCUCUUGGAAUCUGGACCCCGGGGACCCCAGGCAGCCAGGCCCAGCUAAAACUCAGCUGCCACCACUGCCCCAGCACUCUGCCCACAGCAGCCCUGGUGCCACCACCCUGCAGAAUCCUGUCAGACAACCACCGACAUGACAGAGCGCCUGUCGGCUGAGCAGAUCAAGGAAUACAAGGGAGUCUUUGAGAUGUUCGACGAAGAGGGCAACGGGGAGGUGAAGACGGGGGAGCUGGAGCGGCUCAUGAGCCUGCUGGGCAUCAACCCCACCAAGAGUGAGCUGGCCUUAAUGGCCAAGGACGUGGACAGAGACAACAAAGGGUUCUUCAACUGUGACGGUUUCCUGGCACUAAUGGGAGUUUACCAUGAGAAGGCCCAGAACCAGGAGAGCGAGCUGAGGGCGGCGUUCCGUGUCUUCGACAAAGAGGGCAAGGGCUACAUUGACUGGAACACACUCAAGUACGUGCUAAUGAACGCAGGGGAGCCCCUCAACGAGGUGGAGGCGGAGCAGAUGAUGAAGGAGGCCGACAAGGAUGGGGACGGGACCAUCGACUAUGAGGAGUUUGUGGCCAUGAUGACCGGGGAGUCCUUCAAGCUGAUCCAGUAGGUGCAGCUGCCGCAGCUGGGGGAGGCCUGCCCGGGAAGGCUGCUGCCCCUGCCCCCUGGCCCCCACUCCCCCGGCUCCGUGUAAAAUAAAUGUUCCAGCCC